CUGGCGCAGAUACAUUUUCGUUUUUUCCUUGAGAGCUUGCUGUUCGCAUUUGUCCGCCUGCCCGCGCGUAGAAAACUUGUUACUUAAUUUUCAUUGCUGCCACACGUGCUUAACUAAUAACUUCGGAUCGCAAUCAGUUGAUUGUCAGCUAGACGAACCCACAACUAAGGCAAUUAAUUAGUCUGUCUUUCAAUUUGGCAUUACAUAAGAAUCGGAUGGCUAAGCGAAAAUAAAAAUAUAUCAUUUGCGGAGCGAUUAUUUCAUCAGCAUUCUGGAAACGGCAGAAAACGGAAAAGGCAGCAACUAACUAAACAAAAGUCUGGUCCACUGGUAACAAACGAGUGAAAAUAUGAGCUGGGCAACAACAAAGCAAAGGCAGAAAUGUUUAAACUGUAGCAGUGGCAGCAACAAAAACAACCGGAGCAGCAGCAGCAACUGCAACAACAACAACUGUGCGCCUAGCAACAAGAUAAAUUCGACGAGCGAUUUUCUUUGAUUUGCGCCCGUUUAUCAGAAGCACAAAAGCCAAAGAGUGUAAAUAGCACGUAGUUAUAGUACAAUUCACCGUAGCAAAAGUGAAUUUCACAUAGGCCUGUGAAUAAGCCUACGAUAGCAACAAUAAUACAGAGCAAGCGCACAGGAUACAAUCCAGAAAUCGCACAAUGAAUUCGAUCAAAGCACAAUCCACGGGCAGUCCCAAGAAAUUCAACGUAUUCGCACACGUUAAGUACGAGCAUAUGGUGGCCGGAGUUUCCGGUGGAGUGGCGUCCACACUAAUUCUACAUCCCCUGGAUCUGAUCAAGAUUCGAUUCGCAGUGAACGAUGGCCGGACUGCGACGGUGCCCCAAUACCGGGGAUUGAGCAGCGCCUUCACCACCAUUUUCCGGCAGGAGGGCUUCCGUGGACUCUACAAGGGCGUCACCCCGAAUGUCUGGGGAUCGGGCUCCUCCUGGGGCCUCUACUUCAUGUUCUACAACACCAUUAAGACAUUCAUCCAGGGAGGCAACACAACCAUGCCUCUGGGUCCCACGAUGCACAUGCUGGCUGCUGCCGAGUCCGGAGCUCUCACCCUUCUGUUGACCAAUCCCAUCUGGGUGGUGAAGACGCGUCUGUGCCUGCAGUGCGAUGCCGCAAGCAGUGCCGAAUACAGGGGCAUGAUCCACGCAUUGGGCCAGAUCUACAAGGAGGAGGGUGUGCGCGGACUGUACCGCGGCUUUGUGCCCGGCAUGCUGGGCGUCUCCCACGGAGCUAUCCAGUUCAUGACCUACGAGGAGAUGAAGAACGCCUACAACGAGUACCGCAAGCUGCCCAUCGACACAAAACUGGCCACCACCGAGUAUUUGGCAUUCGCGGCCGUUUCCAAGCUGAUCGCGGCGGCGGCCACCUACCCGUACCAGGUGGUGCGGGCACGGCUGCAAGACCACCACCACCGCUACAACGGCACCUGGGACUGCAUCAAACAGACUUGGAGCUUCGAGGACUACAGAGGUUUUUACAAGGGUCUCCAAGCAAGUUUAACCCGAGUGGUGCCCGCCUGCAUGAUCACCUUUCUGGUUUACGAGAACGUGUCGCAUUUCCUGCUGGCCAAGCGAAAGAGAAUCGAGGCCGAAAAGAAUGGGACAAACGUGUGAUAACCCCUGUGUGGGUUUCCUUUUAGUUUUCUAAGAUACCUUACCUCUGUGCGACAUCACCAUAUAUCCUUAUAGUCAGCGGGCAGUUGUGAUCGUGUUGAGCAUGCGCAGCUGCUCUAGUUUAAGCCUAAUUAGAUGUUGGUUAUUGAAUUCUGGCAGCUUUUACUAGUAAGAUAAGUGAAUGUGGUUCCUAGUUUUCAGCAUGGAUUUAGUUGUUGAUUGGAUACUGACAGAAGGCCAUGAGUAGGCUAAUAUUUCAGGAAAAUAGAUUUAUAACUUUAAUUAUGUUGCAAAUAUACCAAAAUUUUUGUUUACCAAAAAA
This is a messenger RNA of Drosophila ficusphila, 1953 nucleotides long. Its product is annotated as mitochondrial folate transporter/carrier. The transcript is spliced from 5 exons. The record is from RefSeq and is a predicted model, not a curated record. Gene Ontology annotation, cellular component: mitochondrion. Gene Ontology annotation, biological process: folate import into mitochondrion; nucleotide transport. Gene Ontology annotation, molecular function: FAD transmembrane transporter activity; folic acid transmembrane transporter activity. Lineage: Eukaryota; Metazoa; Arthropoda; Insecta; Diptera; Drosophilidae. Bases 663 to 1631 code for a protein of 322 amino acids.